GUUCGCGUUGCGAUCUGUCGCACAUUUCGUCUGUUCGCUGGCAGAGAUACAAGAUACAAAGAUACAAAAUACAUUUCAAAAGCCGCACACGAGGAGUACUAAGCACAUUUUGGGACUAGUUAACAUCAGAGAUACCAAUUUUCGAGCGUCUAAAUUAAAUCGCACGCACUGUAAAAGAUGGCAACGACUUCAAAGGCAACAGCGCAAAUGGCAACGGCAACGGGGCGUAUGAGUGUCAUAACACUAAUUGCGUGCAUCGCCCUCACUUGCGUGGGCGUGGCACACGCUAGCACUGAACUUGGCAGCGGCAGCAUCAGCAGCGUGACCGGCAAACCCGCGUUGAUACGCACCGAGCUGCGUUUUGGCCGCAAUCUUGAUCCCUCCAAGGUGCGUGUGGUGAACGUGAAGUCGAGUCAAGGCGAAGAUGUGGAGAUAUUGGUGGGCAAGAACAGUCGCAAGGCACGUGCCGAGGAGGCAGCCGGAUCGUUCUUUGUGCGCAGCUCCGAUGUCAAGCGACCUGUGUUGCCAAGAGCCAAGAGCAACUCACAAGUUGCAGGCAGACAGCUGAGCUUUGAGCAUACGCCAGCGUUGCUGAAGCAGAGCGAACUGGCCCAGCAGCAACAGGAUUAUCGCCAGCGCAAGGCUGAGGCUGAGCAGCGACAGGCCAAGUUCAUACAACUGCAGUUGGCCAAGGCGCAGAGCAAAGUGCUGGAGCAACAGGCACUCGACAGCAGCUCGCGUCGCGGUCGUCAGCUUGGUGGAGCUGCGGCCUGGCAACCAGUUUACUUCCAGGCACAGCCAACGGCGCGCAACAACAACAACUUCUCCUUUGGCGUUGAUCGUCAAUGGCAGCCUUACUCCUAUGCCGAUGCAGUCGAAACUCAGCCUCGUGUGUUGCGCCAGGCACAGAGCACUCCGCUCAGCUUCCCCAGUGACAUGGAGUACGCUGCCUCCGAGCCCGUGGAAUACUACAACAGAGACACACGUGCCUAUCCAGGCAAUGGAGCCAGCUAUCGCGCACGUCCGCCCCAGAAUCUGAUCACCAAGCACAACUACAAUGUGCUGCCACAGAAAUCCAAGUUUGUCACCUACAUGCCACACUCGGUGGUGGUCACAGCCAGUGCUGGAGUAGUGACACCCUCCGCCACGCCCACUAGACGACCAGUGCAACAGCAGAGUUCACAUGCGGCACACAAUCCACAUCGCAAUCCGAUUGGCCAGAGCACGCACAGCGUUGUCGAUGGACCGGCGGUGACUUUGAUCGAAGGUGUGCGUGUGCCGGACACCGCUGAGGAUAAGGUGAAGACCUGGCGCAAUGCUCGAGUGCUCAACAAUCAGCUGGUGCCAUAUCCCGAGGGUUACACGCCGCCACGUGUCCAGAUGCCCAGCUUCGAUAGAUAGAUAGAUGGAUGAAUGGAUAGAGUGGAUGCGUCCAUUUAUGCACCUUUGUACUACACCUAUUAUAUAUUUAUUGAUUUGUUUAAUUGUUAAGUUAUUUAUACAUAUAUGUCUGUACUAUA
Drosophila nasuta is the source of this 1520-nucleotide messenger RNA. RefSeq lists its product as uncharacterized. The transcript has 2 exons. Bases 178 to 1401 code for a protein of 407 amino acids. The record is from RefSeq and is a predicted model, not a curated record. Lineage: Eukaryota; Metazoa; Arthropoda; Insecta; Diptera; Drosophilidae.